AUGGGCUUCCUCUCCAAAAUUGUCAGCGAGUUUGCCGGCUCCGGCGGAGAGCCGCAGCAACAGCAGCAGCCACAAGGCGGCUACGGCGGCGGCGGCGGCGGCGGCGCACCCCCGCAAGUCCAGCCACCCUGGGUCGCGCGCUGGGACGAGCCGGCACAGCGCUGGAUCUUCAUCAACGAGCAGACGGGCGCGCGCACCUUUGAGCACCCAGGCAGCGCGUACCAGGAGAGCGGGUACUACCAGGGUGGGCCACCGCCGCAGCAGCAGGGCUACGGCGGCGGCGGGUAUGGCGGGGAGCGGUACGAGGGCGGCGAGGGCUACGGCGGCAGGGGAUAUGGCGGCGAGGAGUACGCGCAGCAGGAGGAGGAGAAGAAGAGCGGCGGCCACGGACUCAUGUACGGUGCCAUGGGGGCCGCGGCGGGGCUGGCUGGGGGUGCGCUGCUGAUGCACGAGGGGGACAAGAUCGAGGACAAAUGGGACAAUGACAAGGACCGCAUCGAAAAUGACGUGGCCGACUUCCCCGACGACGCCGCGCGCUGGACGGGCGAGAAGGUAAAGGACGUCGAGGACAUCCCGGACGACGUCGAGGAGGGCUACGACCGCGCCAAGUACGGCGCCGAGCGCAAGUUCGACGACGCCGUCGAUGACGUCGAGGACGUGCCAGACGACGUGGCGGGCUGGGCUGGCGACAAGGUCGGCGACGUUGAGCGCUUUGGCGACGAUGUCGGGAGCUUUGGCGAUGGGAUGGAGAAUUCGUAUGACCAGGGCAGGGAUGAGGCGAGGUAUGAUGAUUACUAG
Messenger RNA from Anthostomella pinea, 798 nucleotides. Lineage: Eukaryota; Fungi; Ascomycota; Sordariomycetes; Xylariales; Xylariaceae. The record is from the annotation of a GenBank genome assembly.